Molecule: messenger RNA, 1238 nt
Organism: Astrephomene gubernaculifera
Lineage: Eukaryota; Viridiplantae; Chlorophyta; Chlorophyceae; Chlamydomonadales; Astrephomenaceae
Source: the annotation of a GenBank genome assembly
GUUCUUGUACAGGGCAAUCAUAAACUUUUCUACUGCCGCACUGUGCUAGACUUGCUGGCCCCAGACAGCUGAUACAUAGGGGCGCUGCGGACUUUGUUCCUUGAUUGCCGACACAAUGCUCCGCAACGCUGCUAGGCGGCUGCUGGCCGCGGGCCAGCGCAGCGUCAGCACUUCGGCGAUGCGCAUGGAGGAGGCUGCGCUGCCUGCUGGUCCCAAGGAGUUCGCGGACGCCUGGGCCAAGAAGGCGCCCUCAACAAUGGCGGUGCCCGAGCUGCCCAGCAACUUCACGAACGUCAGCACGGAGAACCAGACUCAGGGCGACCUGUUUCCUGUUAACUUCUACACGCCCCACAGCGUGAUGGCCGAUGGCACUAAGAAGGAUAGCGUGACUCUGCCUGGCAUUGAUGGCUACUUCGGCAUUAAGGCCAACCACGUUCCCAUUAUCGCCCAGCUGCGGCCUGGUAUUGUUGAGCUUGCCAGCGGUGCUGAGACUGAGAAGUUCUUCAUCAGCGGUGGCUUCGCUUUCGUUCACCCGAAUGGCGUUGCUGACAUCUGCGCGCUGGAGGCCGGCACGCUAGACCAGUUCGACCCCGCUCAGGUCAAGGCCGCUCUGGCAGCUGCCAACUCUGCUCAGGGCCAGGGCGAUGAGUACGACCAGGCGGCCAACCGGGCUGCCCUGGAGCUCUACGGUGCUCUGGACUCCGCUCUGGAGAACAAGGCGUAAAUCCAGCACCUCAACUCGGCAUGACCUGUGAGCGUGCGGGCGAGUGCAGCAAGGUUUACGGAAUGGGAAAUGCCAUCUGAGGGCUGUGUGGGCGGGAUGCCCUGGGUUUUUCCAGGGGUGAGCGGCGGUUGACAGGGACAAUGUCACAUCGCUUCGCUAUCCAUAACUCGCAUCGGCUUUGUAGGUGGGCAUUUGGACGCUUAGGACACCGGGUGUUGUGUUUGUAGAUGGACACAGGGCGGCGUGCGGGCGAUGCCGGGUAUUGAGCAUCGUGCAGGGUAGGACCAGCUCUAGGAAUCCCCUAGGAGGGUUUCCGUCGCAUGUUGUGAGGUCGGAGCCUGGAUUCGUUGAGGUCAUUCGGGCUGGGAAUGGUUGCUGGUAGAUCUUCUCCAUUGUAGCAGCAUACCCUACAGUGUGGAUACUGCGAAGGGAAGGGUGGGCGGUGUGUUGCACGCCGUACGUGCCAAACUCGAACUGCUGUAUGCAAUGUUUUUGUAAGGUUUACCCGUCUUGC